This is a messenger RNA of Notolabrus celidotus (New Zealand spotty), 3415 nucleotides long. RefSeq lists its product as uncharacterized. The record is from RefSeq and is a predicted model, not a curated record. The coding region runs from base 1 to 3099 and encodes 1032 amino acids. Lineage: Eukaryota; Metazoa; Chordata; Actinopteri; Labriformes; Labridae. The transcript is spliced from 4 exons. Gene Ontology annotation, cellular component: plasma membrane. Gene Ontology annotation, molecular function: calcium ion binding. Gene Ontology annotation, biological process: homophilic cell-cell adhesion.
AUGGAUCACAGACUCUCCAGAGGCAGUUGGGUGCCGGUGACUGGGCUGGUCAUAUGCCUUCUUCUGUGUGCGUGUGUAGUGGACCUGGUUCUUGCACAGAUUCGUUACUCCAUUCCCGAAGAACUAGAGCAUGGAGCUUUUGUGGGCAACAUCGCCGAAGAUCUGGGCUUGGACGUGGCCAAGCUGUCAGCCCGUCGGUUUCGUAUAGUCUCCGGCGCAAAGAAGCAGUAUUUGGAGGUGAACUUGGAGAAUGGCAUCCUCUUCGUUAACGAAAAAAUGGACAGAGAGGAGCUGUGUGAACGAAGCCCGAACUGUUUUUUACACUUACAAGUGGUUAUUGAAAACCCCUUAGAAUUGUACAGAGUUGAAGUGGAGAUUUUAGAUGUUAAUGAUAACUCUCCCAGUUUUCCCUGGACUGAGUUUAAUCUUGACAUCACAGAGUCAGCUGCGCCUGGCUCCCGUUUCCCGUUAGAGAGCGCACAGGAUCAGGACGUGGGCACCAACUCUCUGCGCUCCUACCAGCUGAGCGCAAACGAGCACUUCGUGCUGAACAUCCAGACGCGCAAUGAUGGAAGCAAGUUUGCUGAGCUCGUGCUGGACACCCCACUGGACCGGGAGCAGCAGAAAAAACACGAAAUGGUACUCACUGCCUUUGACGGGGGGUCACCGGAACGCUCCGGGACAGCACUGAUAACCAUCACAGUGUUAGACGCGAACGAUAAUGUGCCCGUGUUUGACCGCUCAGUUUACAGGGCGAGCCUGGUGGAGAACGCACCGAGGGGGGCACAGGUGCUGAAGCUGAACGCCACGGACUUGGACGAGGGAUCCAACGGUGAGGUGACCUACGCGUUUAGCGGGCACGCACCCCUAAAGGUGCGAGAACUGUUUAACGUGGACCCGUACACGGGUGAAAUCCGAGUGAAGGGCGUUGUGGACUAUGAGAAAGCCAGUGUUUAUGAACUGUAUGUGCAGGCUAAAGACAGGGGACCCUCGGCUGUGGCAGUGCAUAGCAAAGUGCUGGUGGACAUCCUGGAUGUGAAUGACAACGCGCCCGAGGUCAUCCUCACGUCAGUGUCGACUCCUGUGCAGGAGGACGCGCCACCAGGCACGGUGAUUGCUGUUAUCAGUGUAAUGGACCGGGACUCCGGGGAGAACGGGAACGUGGACUGCCAAAUUCCGAGCAACGUGCCCUUUCAGCUCCACUCAUCUUUUAAAAACUAUUAUACUCUGGUGACGAGCGAGUUUCUGGACAGGGAAGCGGUGUCCGAAUACAACAUCACCCUCACAGCACGAGACCUGGGCUCUCCUUCGCUCUCCACCAGGAAAACCAUCCUCGUGCAAGUGUCUGACAUUAAUGACAACCCCCCACGGUUCUCUCAACCUUCAUACACUGUUUAUGUGACCGAGAAUAAUGCCCCUGGCGCUUCCAUUUGCUCUGUGACUGCCUUCGACCCCGAUUCUAACCAGAACGCCUAUCUGUCUUAUUCUAUUCUCGAGGGUCAGAUUCAGGGCAUGCCCGUGUCCACUUAUGUCUCAAUCAAUUCCGAUAACGGCAACAUCUACGCACUGCGCUCCUUUGAUUAUGAGCAACUCAGAAACUUUCAGAUACUGGUUCAGGCGCAAGACGCUGGUUUCCCCCCUCUCGCUAGUAAUGUCACAGUUAACGUCUUUGUCUUGGACCAGAACGACAACGCACCUAUCAUUGUGUCCCCGCUGCCCAAAAACGGCACCGUGGCAGCAGAGGUGGUUCCUCGCUCAGUGGACGCUGGGUAUCUGGUAACCAAAAUAACUGCGUUGGACGCGGACGCAGGGCAGAACUCCCGGCUCUCCUACCAGGUGUUACAGGCUACGGACCCGGGACUGUUCAGUGUGGCUUUGUACACGGGAGAAAUAAGGACGAUUCGCCGGUUAGUGGAAAAAGACGCAACAAGGCAAAGGCUGGUUAUAUUAGUCAAGGACAACGGGCAGCCACCGCUCUCCGCCACCGUCUCCAUUGUCCUCACAGUGGUAGACAGCGUGCCUGAGUCGCUGUCAGAUUUCGGAGAUCUCACACUCAGCCCACAGCCCCCCUCCAACCUUGCUCUCUACUUGAUCGUGUCACUGAGCACAAUAUCUUUAAUAUUCCUGGUGGCAAUUAUCGUGCUGGCUGCGGUCAAGUGCUACAAGGACAGGGAGACCAUCAGUGGGUACAACCUCCCCCCGUUCGCAUGUUGCUGUUGCGGUGGGUUUCAGCCCGAUCCGCCCCCGGAGGUAUUCAAAAAAUCUAACCUCAACCUGCAGAUUUCCUCCGCGGCCAAAGUGCCAACAAACUGUAUGGAGGUGAACGGAAACAGCAGCCUCUCUCAGUCUUAUUGUUACAAAGUGUGCCUGACCCCCGAAUCUGCCAAAAGUGACUUUAUGUUUCUGAAGCCGUGCAGCCCCAGCAGCACACCGAGGAACAACGAGGCGAAGAGCGCUGAAAACUCGUGGAACGCGCAGAGCCGGAGCGCGUCUGUGAACAACGGAGCAACUACCCCCAGCGAGCUGAAGCAGCCAAACACAGACUGGACCCUUACAAAGAACCAGAACUCCUCCAUUAAAAGUUAUAACUCUAUCAACAUGGAUGGCACCCUCAUGCGUAAGGCCAUGCAUGCAGACCCAGAAAAUUAUGUUACAUCCAUGGCACCUGGACAGUAUUGGACCUGGGGAACUCAUAUGAGAGGCAUGAAAGAUUACAAGAUGUCUCCAUCAACCAGUGGUGUCCCCUCUCGCCCCUGGACUCCACGCUGCACACCUCCUCCCCAGCAGCAGCAGCCAUCCAUCCCCUCCCACCCUCACCCUCACCCUCACCCACACCCACACCCACAGCCACAGCCUCAUCCACACCCACACCCACACCCACACCAACACCCUCACCCACACCCACACCCACCACCAGACUAUCACCACAAUAUGUACAUCCCUGGGACCCCAUCAGGCUUUUGCACCCUGAGGCCUACAGCGCAGCGCAGUGAGCUGGACGUCCACAACUCCUUCUCCACUUUUGGCAAGAAGCGACGCCUUCAGAUGUCCCCCCAGGGAGAGGCUGCGAUGAUAAAUAAUGAUCUGUACAAUGAUUGAUGUGUCAAAGACUGCCUGAAUGGAUGAUUAAUAUGAUGGAAAACCUCAUCUCAACGCUGAGGAGGAGACCAUUUGGUAUAUAUAAUGAACAUUUAAUUUAGGUGGACUGAAAAACACAGAGGAUGUGCAAUUUAUUGAGUGAGAGCUAUAAUGAAUGAAAAGUUGAUUUAGGCUAAAACACUGAUGGGAAAUAAAGUAUUAUGUCUAUUUAUGUGACAUGCCACUUGAUAAAGGCCAAUAUAUGUGUCUGCCUAUAAUUAUUGUUGUUGUUAUUAUCCUUAUUAUUACCAUUAUUAUUAUUUAGACAAUCAAACUG